AUGAACCCGAUCUCGUCAACAGUCGAGUACUGGCUGGUCCGCCACCCGGCAAUCCACAACUUCAGGUGGGAGCAAGGCCGGACCUUCGCCUCCUCCCCUCUCUUCCUCGCCGGCGCCGUCCUCUCCUACCUCUCCCUCACCCUCCUCCUCUCCCGCCUCCUCCCGCCGCCCGCCCUCCGGCCCCACCUCCUCAAGCCCAUCACCGCCCUCCACAACCUCGCCCUCACCCUCCUCUCCCCUCGCCAUGGCCGUCGGAUGCGCCCUCUCCGCCGCCUCCCAGAUGCCCGACGCUCGCUGGGUCUUCUGCUUCCCGGCCGACACCCGGCCGGCCGGGCCCACCUUCUUCUGGGCCUACGUGUUCUACCUCUCCAAGAUGCUGGAGAUAAUGAGAAGAUGGCCGAGACAUGGUAA
Molecule: messenger RNA, 411 nt
Organism: Eucalyptus grandis
Lineage: Eukaryota; Viridiplantae; Streptophyta; Magnoliopsida; Myrtales; Myrtaceae
Exons: 2
Coding region: 1-411 (136 amino acids)
Source: RefSeq, a predicted model, not a curated record